AUGCCUAACAUACUUAAUAACAUCUUUCUGAUUGCAGCUCUCACAGUUCUCCAGAGUGGCGCUUCUAGUGGAUCUUAUCCUAUAGUCUCUGGGUAUUCUCGCUACGACGACGAAGACUCUUCUCUCGCUAAACCACCCCGACUGUCAUUGGGCCCACACAAGAAUGAAGAACUAAGAGGCCCGGAAAAGGAAACGGAGAGCGAGACCACCGAUUCCGCGUCAGAUGAACUGCAGCCGGGAUACACUGACCCAGUUCUCCAGAGCGACGCUCCUGGUGGAGACGAAAACGGCAACUAUUACGACGAGGCCGACGACGAAAACUCUUCUGCCCAUGCGCCGCCCCGACAGCCAACUGGGACCAACAAUAGUAAAGAAAUAACCGGCCCAAAAAAGAAACAUGAGAACCAGACAACCGAAGCAACGCCAAACGGUACCGGAGACGAUUAUGAUGAGGACGAUGAUGAUGAUGAUUACGAUGUGUCUAAUGUCAUAACAUUCGGUACUGAGGCUCCGACGACUAGUACGACGCCCAAAGCGGGAAUCAACACACCAGCGUCCCAACCGAUGGAAGUUGCUCUGCAUGUGCCAGACGCUCCCAGAAUUCCAAAAGUAUGCACGGAACAGCUAGACGAGGGAGAAUGCGACAGCAACGAAGAAAGCACUCCAGCGUUGCGAUAUUUCUACGAUACUGCUACAAAUUCGUGCGAAGUGUUCCCGUAUAGUGGAUGCAAGGGCAACGGCAACAACUUCGCGUCCGAAGAAGAAUGCGAAAAUAGAUGCCGAGUUGGCGAAGUGUACGACAGCAAGGAAGACGCCCGACUUCCCAGAGUGUGCAAGCUGAGGGCGUCUCAUGGUCACUGCGAAUCGGGGCAGGAACCACAACUCCGUUACUUCUACAACCAGUACACGGAACGAUGCGAGGUGUUCACAUACAGCGGCUGCGGGGGCAACGAGAACAACUUCAAAACUAGACAUGAGUGCGAAGUAAGAUGCAGAUACACACCAGAUGGCGUUUGCUCUCUCAAGCCGGAAAGAGGACCCUGUAGUAUCAAGGUCCCAAGACACUACUGGGACAAGGAACUGGGAGAUUGCAAAGAGUUCGUGUACUCCGGCUGCGCCGGCAACGGGAACAACUUUCCAGAUCAAGAGACUUGCCGGAAGUACUGCAAAGCAAGAAGCGCAUAUCUCGAGUUAUGGUGGAAUGUUUGGAAUGCGAUGCAGUCCUGGGUAAAGCGAGGUGACAAAUGA
This is a messenger RNA of Ixodes scapularis (black-legged tick), 1248 nucleotides long. RefSeq names its product papilin-like. The record is from RefSeq and is a predicted model, not a curated record. Bases 1 to 1248 code for a protein of 415 amino acids. The transcript has 8 exons. NCBI's taxonomy places the organism in Eukaryota, Metazoa, Arthropoda, Arachnida, Ixodida, Ixodidae. Gene Ontology annotation, molecular function: serine-type endopeptidase inhibitor activity.